AUGAUACGGAAUCCUGCAGCGCUGCAGGAACUGAUGCGAAGCCAUGACCGAGCGGUAAGCAACCUGGAGAGUGUCCCCGGUGGAAUGGCGGCGUUGCAGCGUCUUUACAGAGACAUUCAGGAGCCGAUGCUGAACGCCGCACAGGAACAACUCGGCACGAUGAACCCGUUCGCUAGUUUGGCUUCUGAUAGUGCGCACAAUGCGUCACAGAGUGCUCGAGCUGGCGUCGAGAACAGGGAGCCACUGCCGAACCCGUGGAUGAAUCGCUCCGGAUCUGCAACCGGAGCUGCCGCCGCUGAGGGUAGACGUGCAGCAGCCCCCGGUGGUCCCACUAAUGGCACUGACAUCUUCAACAGUCCCGGAAUACAGAGUUUGAUGCAGCAGAUGCUGAAUAAUCCGCAACUGGUCGAAAACAUGACGCAAACGCCGUAUUUCCAGGCGAUGGCUAGGUCGCUGACGUCAAACCCCGAGUUGGCCGCACAGACUCUGGGAAUGAAUCCGUUGGCAAACGAUUCUUCGCAGCUCAUUGAACGGAUGCGCCAGAUGCUGCCCUCGGUUCUUCAGCAGAUUCAAAGCCCGGCUUUCGUUGAGGCCAUGACAAAUCCUCGUGUCAUAAGUGCGAUUGGAGAGAUACACCACGGCCUGCAGGUGCUGCAGGAAGUGGCGCCGAAUUUAUUUUCCAACAUCACGGGCUUUACUCAAGGCAUGCAGGCAACGGCGAUGGCUACGAAUAGGACGCCUGCUACUCCUGCAACAACAGCGACCGCCUCCGGCGCCACCACUGUUUCACCGGCGGCGAUAACACCGGCAACGGGGACGACCAAUCCGGCGCAGCAGCAGUUAGGACAGGUGAUGGCGGCUAUCAUCAACCAGAUGGCUGCCACUUCGGUAGUACGUUAG
Messenger RNA from Soboliphyme baturini, 900 nucleotides. NCBI's taxonomy places the organism in Eukaryota, Metazoa, Nematoda, Enoplea, Dioctophymatida, Soboliphymatidae. The record is from the annotation of a GenBank genome assembly.